UCUUCAUUCCACUUAUCUCCAUAAACUAAUUAACUUUACUAAUUUCUCUCAAAUUUGCUCACUAAUUAAGAAACAACUUUCAAUGACUCUACAAUCACCUUCUCUAAUGGCCCCUACAUCACCUGUGAUUGUUCACCAAUCACCAUGGCACUCACCGGUGCCAUACCUCUUCGGUGGCCUUGCUGCCGUGCUAAGUCUCAUUGCUUUUGCACUUGUAGUCCUGGCUUGCUCCUACUCCAAACAUUCCCGUGACCACGAUAAUGAUGCCGAAGGUGAACAAGACCUUGAAGCUGGAGGGUUUAAACCCAACUAUAUUGAAAAAGAUUUAUCUCGUGUAUUUGAAGAGAAUUAUUUAGUAAUCAUGGCAGGACAAGCAAAUCCAACGUUUUUAGCAACACCCGUUUCAAGUAGACCAAUAUCGUUUUGCAGUUGUAGUUGUCGGGGUAACUCGUUGGAGGAAUCGGUAGCCUCGGAAUUUGAGAAAAUGAAGAAAGAAAAACAAGGAAGUGAUGAUCAGCUACAAGCUUGAGUUUUGGUAAAUCAAUUUGGUGACGAAUUUAGUAGAUGGACGAUAAUAUGACAUUGUCUACUUUGUACACAAAUUUUUGAAGGAUAUUAAAAAAGUAUAUAUUA
This is a messenger RNA of Erigeron canadensis, 633 nucleotides long. RefSeq names its product protein GLUTAMINE DUMPER 5-like. NCBI's taxonomy places the organism in Eukaryota, Viridiplantae, Streptophyta, Magnoliopsida, Asterales, Asteraceae. Gene Ontology annotation, biological process: regulation of amino acid export. Bases 83 to 529 code for a protein of 148 amino acids. The record is from RefSeq and is a predicted model, not a curated record. The transcript has a single exon.